This is a messenger RNA of Hyaloscypha bicolor E, 957 nucleotides long. RefSeq names its product 5'-methylthioadenosine phosphorylase-like protein. Gene Ontology annotation, molecular function: S-methyl-5-thioadenosine phosphorylase activity. Lineage: Eukaryota; Fungi; Ascomycota; Leotiomycetes; Helotiales; Hyaloscyphaceae. The transcript is spliced from 5 exons. The record is from RefSeq and is a predicted model, not a curated record. Gene Ontology annotation, biological process: nucleoside metabolic process. The coding region runs from base 1 to 957 and encodes 318 amino acids. Gene Ontology annotation, cellular component: cytosol.
AUGGCACACCUCCCUACCCAUUUCCAUGAACCUGUCCACAUUGCAGUGAUUGGCGGAACCGGCCUCCAAAAGCUCGAAGGCUACCACCCCGUCGCAACGGUCAAUCCUCUGACUCCCUGGGGUCACCCCUCAGCACCCAUCCACAUUCUCAAGCACAACGAUGUUCCCAUUGCCUUCCUGUCUCGACACGGGCAAUACCACCAGUUUGCUCCACACGAGGUGAAUUCUCGAGCGAAUAUUGCGGCGUUGAGAAGUAUUGGGGUCAGGACUGUUAUUGCGUUCAGUGCCGUGGGCAGUUUGCAGGAGGACAUCCGGCCGAGGGAUUUUGUGGUCCCGGAUCAGAUUAUUGAUAGGACAAAGGGGAUUCGACCAUUUACGUUCUUUGAGAAGGGUGUUGUUGGCCAUGUUGGAUUUGCGGAUCCUUUUGAUGGCAAGAUCGGAAAGGUCGUAAGUGAUUGCGGCCAUGCAUUGGCUGGAGAUGGUGUAAGAAUGCAUGACAAGGGCACCGUCGUCUGCAUGGAAGGACCACAAUUCUCCACCCGUGCCGAAUCCAAUUUAUACCGCAGCUGGGGCGGCUCUGUUAUCAACAUGUCCGCACUCCCCGAAGCCAAACUUGCUCGUGAAGCCGAAAUGGUCUAUCAAAUGAUCUGCAUGGCCACAGAUUAUGACUGCUGGCACUCAACGGAAGACGUCGAUGUAGCUAUGGUCAUGGGUCACAUGGAAGCCAAUAGUGGAAAUGCCAAGCGUCUCGUGGGUGCGGUGCUGGACGAGUUGAGCAAAUCAGAGCAUGCCGAUUUGGUUAAGGGGACGCAUUGGGAGGGACAAAGUACGGGGAUGCUUCAAUUUAUGACAAAGGAAGAGGGCCGAGGCUUGGUGGGUGUGAAGAAUGUGGAGUAUUUAUUCCCAGGGGUUUUUGGGCCACCGACGGAGGAGAAAUUGGGGAGUAUGAAUGAGUGA